AUGGGGCCCCCGGGCAAUAGGGGAUCAUGAGGCCCCUGUGUCCUCGCCUACACUCAAACCACACCCAAAAAGCCUAUGAAAGGUACCAGGGGCAUCUCAUGGGGCCCCCUACUGACCCCCGGGCCCUCAGGCAGUGCCCGAGUUUCCAAAUGGUCAGUCCGCCCCUGGUUUUGUUAUUUCUAUUUGGUAAGAACUCAAAAAAAAACCUGUUGAUCCUGCCAUAAAUGCAGCCAUCUAUUAAAUUCCUGUUGCCUCUGCAUGUGCCAAAUCUCAAGCAGUGUUUUGCCUGACCACUUGAGUUCUUU
Staurois parvus is the source of this 305-nucleotide messenger RNA. NCBI's taxonomy places the organism in Eukaryota, Metazoa, Chordata, Amphibia, Anura, Ranidae. The record is from the annotation of a GenBank genome assembly.